Messenger RNA from Thalassophryne amazonica, 6046 nucleotides. RefSeq names its product bromodomain containing 2a (gene brd2a). The coding region runs from base 803 to 3277 and encodes 824 amino acids. NCBI's taxonomy places the organism in Eukaryota, Metazoa, Chordata, Actinopteri, Batrachoidiformes, Batrachoididae. The record is from RefSeq and is a predicted model, not a curated record. Gene Ontology annotation, cellular component: chromatin; nucleus. The transcript is spliced from 12 exons. Gene Ontology annotation, biological process: chromatin remodeling; regulation of DNA-templated transcription.
GCAUGCGCAGUGCGCCGUUUGCGUUCUUCUACACGGACCUCGAAAUUGUUCGCAACUGCAACUUGUUUUUCUGAAGGAACCUGGAACUUCUUAAGACCUCUUACUGAAGUAUAUAAUGACGAGCAGCGAAGGAUCCUGUCGCGUUCUCGUACGGAUUUUAGUAGAAGAACGUUGACUACAAGCUAUAAAUACUGAAAUCGAUCUCCGUCACGUGGGCAGGAUUGACCAAUCGCAGCGAGGGAAAGCAUGGCUAAACUAAGCUGUUUGUUUGGAUAUUUUUCCGAUUUCUUUUCUCAACAACAUCCACAAGUCAUAGAAUUUGGACCUGGUUCGUCGUUUUGGGGACACGGGACGCACCGAGGAUCAGUUUUUUUUUAAGUCUAUUCUUGCCCCGGAAUGCCACGUGUUUUUUGAGACUGGGUGUAAUCACAUGACUCCCCUCCCCCACCACACUGAAUGGGGAGGAAGGCGGACAUGUUUGAGGCGAAACGUGUUGGUUAAAAAGUAUCGACGUGGAAGACAAGAAGAUUAUUUGAACAACGGUUUCGUGUUAUUCUGGGAUUUAUUAUUCGACGGUUUUAAUAUUUAAUACGACGAAUUUCAGGCGUGUUUUUUUUUCCAAAUAUAUUAGUGAUUUUUUUCCCUCCUUUAAAUUUGCUUUUUUUUUUUUUUUUUUACAGUGAGAGUUUUGUAUUUGGAGAACUUUAAUACUCUAAUCUGAGUGUUAUUGUAGGGGGUUUCCAACCUUGGUGUGGGGGAUGGGCUGGUGCCUCUUAUCUCUCAUGGGGUUGAGGUAAGCAUAAUGGGAGUCACGUCAACUGACCCUGGUUCCAGCACAGCUGGAAAACGUAUCCGGAAACCCUCACUGCUUUAUGAAGGUUUUGAGAGCCCAGGGAUGCCUGCAUUCACAAUGUUGACCCCCUCGGGACCCCCACAGCCCCCAGUGAAAGAUCCUAGCCGACAGGGGAGGGUCACCAACCAGCUCCAGUUUCUACAAAAAGUAUUGCUCAAGUCCCUGUGGAGGCACCACUUUGCCUGGCCCUUCCACGAGCCUGUAGAUGCAGUCAAGUUGAACCUACCUGACUACCAUAAGAUCAUUAAAAAUCCCAUGGACAUGGGCACUAUUAAGAAGAGACUAGAGAAUAACUACUACCGCAGUGCCAGUGAAUGCAUGCAGGACUUCAACACCAUGUUUACCAAUUGUUACAUUUAUAACAAGCCUACAGAUGACAUUGUGCUGAUGGCACAGUCUCUUGAAAAGGCUUUCCUGCAGAAAGUUGCACAAAUGCCCCAGGAAGAAAUAGAGCUGCCUCCUCCACCUCCAAGGAGCAAAGUGGGCAGAUAUGGAAGAAAAGGCAUCGGAAGUGCAUUCUCCGGAGGAGUAACGACUGCUCAUCAGGUCCCAGCUGUCUCACAGUCGAUGUACUCUCCUCCCACCCCAGAAACACCUGAUUCCUACCACUCCACUCUUUCGCAGACAUUAGUGUCCCAUAGUGUGGUCCAUACUUUGUCAAUGGAACAGAGUGCCCCUACUAUUGCAAGUCUGCCUCCCACACAGCCAAUUGCUAAGAAAAAAGGUGUAAAGCGGAAAGCAGACACGACUACCCCGACCACCGUGGCCAUGCCAGUCAUGAGCACCAUGGGCAUUAGUGGCAUCAGUACGGGGUUGGGUGGCGGUGAUAACUCCCCUCUUACACUCACAUCUCUGGGAAUAGACCAUAACUCCAGUCUGGGGCUGAACCAGAGCCUUGGCCAGGGGAUGGGGAUGGGAAUGGGUGUUGGUAUAAGCAUGGGCCAUGGAGCAAUGUUGAUGGGUACUAAUACUGCAGCAGGGGGCAGACGAGGGGUGAGUGGACGACCCAUCAAGCCUCCAAAGAAGGACUUACCAGAUUCCAUGCUGCCACCACCUGUGCGACGCAGCAAGUUGAGUCCGCAGCUGCGCUACUGCAAUGGCAUCCUGAAGGAGAUGCUGUCCAAGAAGCAUGCGGCCUAUGCCUGGCCUUUUUACAAACCUGUCGAUGUCACUUCACUUGGUCUCCAUGACUACUACGACAUCAUUAAGCAGCCCAUGGACCUUAGCACUGUCAAGCGGAAGAUGGACAGCAGAGAGUAUCACGAUGCUCAACAGUUUUCAGCAGACAUCAGACUGAUGUUUUCAAACUGCUACAAGUAUAAUCCACCAGAGCAUGAUGUGGUAGCCAUGGCCAGGAAACUCCAGGAUGUCUUUGAGUUCUGUUUUGCCAAGAUGCCAGAUGAACCUCCUGCACCCCCCAGCUCCUCCUCAUCAUCAUUUUCCUCUUCAUCGUCUUCAUCCUCCUCUUCAUCGUCCUCUGAGAGUGAGCUCAGCAGUGAAAGUGAUGAGGAGAGCAAGAGCACGACCAGCUCAGACUCUGAGGAGGACAGAGCGAACCGCCUGGCGGAGCUGCAGGAGCAGCUCAAAGCUGUACAUGAGCAGCUUACCGCACUCUCCCAGGGUCCCAUUGUCAAGCCCAAGAAAAAGAAGGAGAAGAAAGACAAGAAAAAGAAGAAGAAACUAGACAAAGAGAAGCAUCGGAGGGUAGAUGAUGACCUAACAACUAUGAGGCCAACAAAGAUGCCCAGACCCCCCAAGAUUCCCAAAAACAAGAGCAACAGAGGGAUAGGAUGCCCUGUGAUGUCAAUUAAAAAGACACAGAGCAAGAAAAAGAACAACAAAAGCAAAUCCAAAAAGGGGAACAUGAUGUUCAGCAUGCCCGAGAUGGUGCAAGACUCCUUUAUGCAUCAUUUUGACUCUGAUGAGGAGGAAGACACUGCACCAAUGACGUACGAUGAGAAGCGUCAGCUCAGCCUGGACAUAAACAAGCUGCCUGGUGAGAAGCUGGGCCGUGUCGUUUACAUCAUCCAGUCCCGUGAACCGUCACUCAGAGACACCAACCCCGAGGAGAUUGAGAUAGACUUUGAGACACUGAAGCCAUCAACCCUACGAGAACUGGAGCGAUACGUCAUGACAUGUCUGAGGAAGAAGCCAAGAAAGCCAUAUGCAAGUAAAAAGAACAGUGCUGGAAAGUCGAGAGAAGAACUUGCUCUGGAGAAACAAAUGGAGCUGGAGAGACGACUCAUGGAUGUCAGCGGACAGCUCAACUCUGGAAAGAAACCUCCAAAAGCCAAACCAGAGAAACCUGCAGCGGAGUCCCACACCCAGCCGUCACGUCUGAGCGCCAGCAGCAGUUCAUCAGACUCCUCUUCCUCAUCAUCGUCCUCAUCAUCCUCUGACACAAGUGAAUCAGACUCUAGCUGAGAGGCGAGGCUUUACCAAGUCACAUGACAGGCUCUGGCAUUAUUGCUUCCUGACAAGUGGAGUGAAAUGUAGUAAAAGCUGUUUGUGAUCAGAGAACAUUGCAAAGUUGGAACUGAUCCAGCUGAUAACUGUCGUUCUUCAAGUCCUGUCUUGGCUGCAGAAACAUUCACGUUAGAUGGAGUGAAAGAAACCUUGGACAUCUGGUCCGGUUCAGAGAUGUACACUCCACCUCCGACAGUUACAGAAGCCUGAAGCAUGCGUUUUAAAGCCAGAAUCCUUUAUCUGUUGUUGUCUUUGUGGGGAUGGAUUCCGUUGAAACCGUGCUCCCUGUCUUUGUGAUGUAAAGACUGGGCUUGAUGUUAACACCUGCCUGUGUGCUUGAGGCCGGGGAGUUGAUUUCUCGGAGAGGCGAUUUUUGUACCUGGCAAUAUUUAUGUCUGUCAUGCAGGCAAAUAAGUCCAACGGAUCAAACAUUUUGAUGGGUGAACGAUUAUUUUGAAAUUGUGAUUUGAAUGUGUGGUUAUUGAAAUCGCAAAAGCUGCAGUUAUUCAUGCUAACACUGAUUUUUCAGCUUGUCCAACAUAAAACACCUUUUAGUUUCUUUGCUCUCUCACCUCCUUCACACCGGAGCUGAGUACAUUUACCACAGUCAAUCCACAUGCUACAGAGAUGUUAUAUUUUUUGGAUUUAUUGCGUAUAAGUUUUGCAUCUUUUUUGUUGAUAACAAAAAUGUCCAUUUUUCCCUCACUGUCCUGUACUGAAAUUCAUCACUAUUGAUGUUUGGCUUAAGUCAUUUUGCUCUAUUUUCUCCAUUUGGUUGUGGUUCAGUUUCAACACCUGACCAUAGUCGUGACUUCAUCCACUCUGCUUCUUUCUCCCUGUAGUACAACGCACAAGCAUAAUUCCUCCCCCACCGGUUUGGCCAAAGUGAUGCUAUUGUGCACACUGUCGUGCACGCCAGCCUUCAGCCAAAGGUGGUUACACCGAGCUGGCUGAGGUGGUCACACUGUACUUCAGGAGCAUAAACAGCUUGUUAAUUUGGAGGCAGUCGUCCGAGGCUUCCAGUUAAACUUCUUUCCACUCUUUGAAGUUCAAACUCUAAAAGCUUCAACUUUAUUUCCGUUAUCGAGAUUUGUCUGUGUUGUAGCAGCAAUGUUUACAAGUUUAAUGCGCUUUGUUCAUGUCUAAUGACUGACUUUCACUCUGUGCUGACUUUUCAUUUAUAGCUGUAUAUGUACCUGUUGGAAAUAACCGUCACUUUUGAAUGUCAUGCAUUCAUUUGGAAAUAAGUGAGCUGCACUCAUCUGUGUUCAGUACGUUCAUUCCGGUUGAAUUUUCUGGCUGGCAUGUAUGUAAAAAAAACAAAAACAAACUGGAAGGAAUUGAACAAUUUGUUUUGGAGGGGCAGGUUCCUUGAGAUAAAAUUGUUCAACAUUAGGUGCUUUCUUUAUAGGGGAUGUCUGUGGCUACCCGCCCUGUGGCAGACUUUUCCUAAAGUUAAUGUAUAGCCCUGAGAGAGCAGAUGUACAGUUAUAAAUCUUUCUUUUAUAAAGAAGCAUUUUACAGCAUCAGUUUAUUCCCUCAUUCUGGGAAGGGUGGUAUUGUUGUAGUUAUUUUAUUUUUGAGUGACACACGGGGACAGUGUGGAAAAAUUUGCGUGAAUGCAUCUUGUAUAUUUGUAUGUUCGAGUGAGAUGUGACACCGCAAGUGUAGCCUUGUGAAAAGUGUCGCUGCAGACGAGGAGUCGGUCUGUGCGUAGAAGCACCUUGGUUCCACGCAUGCAAUGCGGGCGAGCGCAUUGUGCAUCCUCUGAGAUGCUCGGCCGCUGUACAGAAAUAUCACGCCUCAAUUUGUUCGUAACCCAUUUUGGCUGUUACGGUUUGUUUGUAAACUUCUUGUGACCAAUCUGCUAAUAAAUUGUGAGGUUGCGUCUUGUCCGCGCUCAUUUGUGUUCAGAUACCACCUUCGUUCGUUUUCUGUGUCCAUGUCUGGUCGAACAUAUGAUGAAAGUUUUUUGUUGUUUCUUACACGUGAUAUUUUCUUGAGCAGCAGGAGAAGCCUCUGCAGUUUUGGGGUCGUUUCUGACAGGCCAUCACUUCAACACAAAAGUGUUUUUUCUUUGAAACAAUUUGGCCUUCAACAACUAAGGCAGCUGAAAGUUUUAAUUUCUGUAUUUGUCUUGUGUUUGUGCAAGUUUGUUUUGUGGCUUCAAGUUAAGUCAUACCAGGCUGGUUACGUUUGCUGUUCUGAGUCACACAAGUAUUUUCUAAAAAAGAAAAAAUGUUCAUUAUUGCUUAAUGGAAAUAUACAAUUGGCAUUUGGGGGGGGGCAUCAGCAAUAGACAAAUUGACAGCUUCGUCUUGAGUAGUACAGAUGCACUGUUUGGUUUGGUGGUACUACUAAAUUUUGUGGUUUAGUUACGUGUGUGUUCUUUUAAAAUCUGCCUCUGGUUUGAGAUUGAACUGUGAUAUGUGAUUUAUUUAUUUAAGAGGAAAUGAGAUAGGAUUUUUUUUUUUCUUUCAAUGUUUUGAAAUAUGCACAUGUUAAAGUAACAGUCAGGAUUGUAGAAAUGUACAUAUUUAACAGUCACAAGUUUUCGGCAUGUUUCUGUUUCUCUGCAAGUUUGCAGCAUUUUUUGGCUACUAAAGUCAAAAUGCUCUGGAAUUUCAGUCUUAGAAGUUUCAAAGAUCUUCAUGCCUCUGUUCUUGACUCCAUUGUUCUAUCUGAACAUCUGGCUGUACAUAAAUAAAUAGAAAAUGUUUUCACUAA